Messenger RNA from Schistocerca gregaria, 633 nucleotides. RefSeq lists its product as uncharacterized. Bases 2 to 475 code for a protein of 157 amino acids. The record is from RefSeq and is a predicted model, not a curated record. The transcript has 2 exons. Lineage: Eukaryota; Metazoa; Arthropoda; Insecta; Orthoptera; Acrididae.
GAUGAGUCGCUCGGUAGGACACGCCGCUAGAAGCAUCGCUCACCGAAAGCGAGGUGGACGUUGGACGCUCCUGGGCACUGAACGCUCCGUCCUAGGAGUCAUUGCAUCUCCCGUUCGCCGCCUGUCGAGAGCACUUAUCCCUCCAGAUAGGAGAGACGACUUGUUCGGACGACCCGUACCCGCGCCUGGCCGAGAAGACGUGUUCGGAAGACUCGUGGCCUCGCUGGGUCGAGACGACACCGUCGCGCUAAACUUGGUCCCUUCGAGAAACGCGUUCAAAUACCGUUCCGAGCGUGCGGCGUCCGACCGCCCAGAGAGACCAAACUCGCCUCUUCGAGAACAAAGGCUGCCCCUGGGCAGCGGGAAUCCAGCCGUCCUUCCUAAGAGAAAAGAUGAAACGGAGUUGACUCGCUAUCUGGUUACUGGCCUGGUAGCGUGCGGCUCCGUGGUGCUCGGCCUGUGUCUGGGACUGUGAAGUCCGCCAAAAAAUGCGGCAUACACUCCAACACACUUGAUCCUUUUUUUUUUUUUUCUCUGAUGUCGCCGCCAGUGCUACACUGCAAAAUAUCGUACACGAACUCGCAAUAAAGAUGUGGCUCAGUCGAAGUCGCUGGUCAUCUCCUUAAUGUAAUA